GAGUGCAGCGCCAAACUGGGGCUCUCGUGGCAGCGCAGAAUUCUCGUCUGUAUUCGAGCCAAGCUGCAGAGGCUGUCCUGGACAAGAAUGUAGUCGGCAGGGACGCCGCCACGACAGCUGAGAAGGUUGAGAAGACGGCUCUUAAUGUGGAGUCAAAAUCUUUUGCUGUCAACAUGUUUAAAGGGCAAAUCAGCACUUCUCAGGUGUUCCCCUUCCCCUCAGUGCUCAAUGAGGAGCAGGCGCAGUUCCUCAAUGAGUUGGUUGGGCCGUGCAGUAAGUUUUUUGAAGAGGUGAACGACCCCAUGAAGAAUGAUGCUCUGGAGAUGGUGGAGGAACGCACAAUGGAAGGCCUGAAGGAGAUGGGAGCUUUUGGUCUUCAGGUGCCCGCAGAUCUUGGUGGCGUUGGCCUCACCAACACACAGUACGCCAGGCUGGUAGAGAUUGUUGGGAUGCAUGAUCUGGGUGUGGGCAUCACUCUUGGCGCCCAUCAGUCCAUUGGCUUCAAGGGCAUCCUGCUGUUUGGUAACCCCCAGCAGAAAGAGAAGUACCUCCCAAAGCUGGCCACUGGAGAGAACAUCGCUGCCUUCUGUCUCACUGAACCAGCGAGCGGUUCUGAUGCAGCCUCCAUUAAAACCACUGCAGUUCGCUCACCCUGCGGCCAGUACUACGACCUGAGUGGAAGCAAGAUCUGGAUCAGGUGUGUGUGGUCUUAUCAUUAACAUAUACAAAUGGCAAACGUAGA
Molecule: messenger RNA, 742 nt
Organism: Pimephales promelas (fathead minnow)
Lineage: Eukaryota; Metazoa; Chordata; Actinopteri; Cypriniformes; Leuciscidae
Source: RefSeq, a predicted model, not a curated record